This is a messenger RNA of Diversispora eburnea, 240 nucleotides long. The record is from the annotation of a GenBank genome assembly. Lineage: Eukaryota; Fungi; Glomeromycota; Glomeromycetes; Diversisporales; Diversisporaceae.
AUGUCUUCAAAAUCUAUCGAUGAGUGGAAAUCUAAGUUAGUUGGGAAAAUAUUGGUUCGUUCUAAAGAUAUUUCAACUGUGAGUGAAGUUGAUAAAGAUAAGGUCGUCCUUGAAACAGAUCUUCCUGAAGUUAAACGAAUUGUUAACAAGGGAAUGUUAGUUACUAUGGAUUGGAAGCCUGAAAGGUUGAAUGUUCAUCUCAAUGAAGACAAUAAGAUUACGAGUGUUAAUUAUGGAUAA